UCCAACCUUCAUCAUUAAUGUGCAAAACCUAUUUGGAAAGAGAAAGAGAUGUGGAUCAUUCUAAACAUAUUCUUGUGUCUGUCUAAAUGGAUCUCUGCAGAUUCAGUCCUCAGAUUAGACACAUGUCAGCUUCAGGGACACUUCAUGUUGAAUGGGGUGUACAAACAUGGAGAUGUUAUACUAGGAGGGUUGUUUGAUGUUCACUUACUUACAGUUUUCCCACAGCUGAGCUUCAGAGUGCAGCCAAAGCCACCAUACUGUGAAAAAUUCAGUAUGGAAAACUUCAAAUCGUCACAGACAAUGGCUUUUACUAUAGAUGAGAUCAAUAAUAAUCCAAAUCUGCUACCCAACAUCACUCUUGGAUAUCAUCUUUAUGACAACUGUGUGAGACUAGCAAUGGCAUUUCGGGCUGCCAUGUCUCUGGCUAGUGGGACAGAGGAAUCCUUCUCCAACUUAAACUGCACUGGCCCUCCUCCGGUGAUUGGGAUUGUAGGAGAUCCAAGUUCAACUCCUUCUAUUGCAAUUUCCAGUAUCCUGGGGCUGUUUCAUGUACCUAUAGUUAGUCACUACGCCACCUGCUCUUGUUUGAGUGACAAGAAGAAAUACCCCUCUUUUUUCAGAACAAUCCCUAGUGAUGCCUUUCAGGUGCAGGCUAUGGUUCAGGUUUUGAGGCAUUUUGGAUGGACCUGGGUUGGCCUUCUUUACAGUGAUGAUGACUAUGGCACCUAUGCAGCACAGUCCUUCCAAAAGGAAGUUCAGCUUUUUGGAGGUUGUAUCGCUUUUUCUACAAUACUGCCCCAGAACAACCCUAGAGAGAUUCAGAAUAUAAUGGGAGUCAUUCGGGCUUCUACAGCUAGAGUAAUAGUUGCAAUUUCUACAUCAUCUUAUCUGCUGCCUUUGAUGGAUGAAGUGGUAUUGCAAAACCUGACAGGUAGACAGUGGAUUGCAAGUGAAGCUUGGGCCACCACACCAGCAUUUCGCACUCCACGCUUUCUGACAAUUUUGAGGGGAACAAUUGGCAUUGCUAUCAGACGUGGUGAGAUCCAGGGACUUCUUGAAUAUCUUUUACGUCUCCGUCCUAGCAGUGAUCCAAGAAAUAAUUUGGUGAGAAUCUUUUGGGAGAACAUGUUUGGGUGCAGUUUUGCAUCGCAAACAGUAGGUGAGCAAGUAAAAAAGUUGUGCACAGGACAGGAGGAUCUGAGCAUCACAAACACAGCAUACACUGAUAUUUCAGGGUUGAGAGGCCCUUAUAAUGUUUAUAAAGCAGUUUAUGCCCUGGCACAUGCACUUCAUGGACUGAUGCAAUGUGAAGAGGGGAGAGGACCAUUCAGUGGGAACAGCUGUGCUGACAUAACAAAUCUGAAACCCUGGCAGCUAAUCCACUAUCUACAAAAAGUGAACUUCAUCACAGGCUUUGGGGAUCGUGUGUCAUUUGAUAAGAAUGGAGAUGCUCUGCCCAUCUAUGAUGUGAUGAAUUGGCAACCAAGCUCUGAUGGUUCAAUACGAGUCCAAACAGUUGGUGUAGUAAAUAAGGGAGUGACAUCAGGUAUGGUGCUCAAUUUGGUUGAAGAUGCAAUAUACUGGAACUUUGAAACAAAAAAGCCCCCGCAGUCUAUGUGCAGUGAGAGCUGCCCCCUAGGCACCAGAAAAGCCAGAAGGAAGGGUCUUCCUGUAUGUUGUUAUGACUGCCUGCCAUGUGGAGAUGGAGAAAUUUCUAAUAGAACAGAUGCAACUGAGUGCCUGGUGUGUCCAUAUGAGUUUUGGUCCAAUAAAGAAAAGGAUUAUUGUGUGCCCAAACAAGUUGAGUUUUUAUCCUAUGAGGAUCCCCUGGGCAUCUCUCUGACCACUGCUUCCUUGCUAGGCAUCUGCUUUUGUGCUCUUGUGAUGGUCAUCUUCUCUCAUCAUCAUAACACUCCCAUAGUACGUGCCAACAAUUCAGAGCUUAGCUUCCUGCUGCUGGUGUCACUCAAAUUGUGUUUUCUGUGUGUGCUGCUGUUCAUUGGCCAGCCACAGUUAUGGACAUGUCAGUUAAGAUAUGCUGUCUUUGGCAUAAGUUUUGUCCUGAGUGUCUGCAGCAUUUUGGUUAAGACUAUGGUGGUAAUAGCUGUGUUCAAGUCAUCUCGUCCAGAAGGCAAGGAUGCAAUGAAAUGGUUUGGACUACUUCAACAAAGAUGUACUAUUCUAGUCCUAACAACCAUUCAAGUUGUUAUAUGCACAGUAUGGAUAUCAAAUGCAUCGCCAACACCCCAUAAAAACCACCAGUACAUCCGUUCUAAAAUAGUAUUUGAAUGUGCCAUUGGCUCAGUGGCUGGUUUUUCUUUGCUGCUGGGAUACAUUGGACUAUUGGCAGCAAUAAGCUUUCUGUUAGCCUUUCUAGCCAGAAAUCUUCCGGAUAAUUUUAAUGAAGCAAAGUUUAUCACUUUUAGCAUGUUGAUCUUUUGUGCUGUUUGGAUUGCAUUUGUUCCAGCAUAUGUGAGCUCUCCAGGGAAAUAUGCAGUGGCUGUAGAAAUUUUUGCUAUAUUAGCUUCGAGUUUUGGUUUACUGAUGGCCAUAUUUACCCCAAAGUGCUACAUUAUUCUUUUACAUCCAGAGAGAAACACCAAAAAAGCCAUCAUGGGAAGAUAAUUGCAAAAAUUGCUGUUUUCCAUUAUUACACAAAAGAGACUUUUCAUGAGAGAAGCUUUCUUAUAUAAAAAAUGUAUAUGUAUGAAAUGCAUAUGAAAAGCUAGAAUUUAAAUGACUUGUCCUUUUUCAUGUUUAGGUACAAAUGACACACUUUUGGAUGGCCAGUGUAAUUUACUAGGAAAAGUCUAAUUUCAUAUUUUACAUUUAUGUGAGUAAUUACAGAGGAGGAUCUACACAUGCUUAAUGAUGUCACAAAGAAGGACCACCAAUAUUUAUAAUUAAAGUCAUGUUGAAAUAA
Molecule: messenger RNA, 2923 nt
Organism: Danio rerio (zebrafish)
Lineage: Eukaryota; Metazoa; Chordata; Actinopteri; Cypriniformes; Danionidae
Source: RefSeq, a predicted model, not a curated record